Molecule: messenger RNA, 3726 nt
Organism: Acanthochromis polyacanthus (spiny chromis)
Lineage: Eukaryota; Metazoa; Chordata; Actinopteri; Pomacentridae
Product: adhesion G-protein coupled receptor G2-like
Exons: 8
Coding region: 1-1080 (359 amino acids)
Biological process (GO): adenylate cyclase-activating G protein-coupled receptor signaling pathway; cell surface receptor signaling pathway
Cellular component (GO): membrane
Molecular function (GO): G protein-coupled receptor activity
Source: RefSeq, a predicted model, not a curated record
AUGGAGUUUACCAUCCGAAACAUCAACCCAGUGCCUACACAACCUGCAGCUGCAACCAUCUCACGGCCUUUGCCAUAUUGCUGUAAACUGCUCAGAGAUAUUCCAUCCAAGAUCCUGAUCCAGCUCUGCCUGUCUCUCCUCUUGCUCAACCUGGUCUUCUUGCUGGACGGCUGGCUGGCGCUCUACCAGGCUGCUGGGUUGUGCAUCAGCACCGCCUUCUUCUUGCACUACUUCCUGCUGACAUCAUUCUCUUGGGCGGGGCUUGAGGCCCUGCACAUGUACCUGAGCAUCGUGCGGGUGUUCACGCCCUAUGUGGGCAAUUACAUGCUCAAGUUCUCCCUGAUGGGCUGGGAAUCGUUGUUGUUUGCAGGCAUUCCUCUGAUUGUGGUGAUUAUUGUGAUAUCAGUGGACAAAAACAACUAUGGUCUCGUUCCAUAUGGAAAAUACACAGAUGACACUUCAAACGGCUUCUGCUGGCUGCGUAACGACAUCGCCUUCUACGUGGGCGUGGUGGCCUACUUCCUGCUCAUCCUCGUGCUGUGCCUGCUGGUCUUCAUUGUCGUCAUGGUCCAGCUGCAUCGGAUCAAGAAGCAGAACCCUCAGAACCAGUCCCCCAACCGAGGCGGGGUGACCGACGUCCGCAGAAUCGCUGGCCUCGUCAUCUUACUCGGCCUCACCUGGGGCUUCGCUCUGUUUGCCUGGGGGCCCCUCUACUUACCCUUCGUUUACCUCUUCUCCAUAUUCAACUCUCUGCAAGGUCUGUUGGUCUUUGUUUUCCACUGUGCUGUGAAGGAAAAUGUCCGCCGGCAAUGGAGAACGUAUCUCUGCUGUGGAAAACUGAGACUGGCUGAAAACUCAGAAUGGAGUCGAACCGCCACCGCCAACAACAGGAAUCUGUCGGUCCCCACAGCAACCACCUCGGCUCUCAACUUUGCCUCUCGGAGCUCCUCUGUCAUCAGCGAUGCCGCCAACAGCAGCGGUUCUGUGUUUGUGGACAGCGGAAUAUCUGACGGCUCCAACAGCGAUGUCGUCCUCAACGAGAUUCACAGGCGGAAUCUGUCACUGCAAGGCGAGGCCUGAGUGUGAUUACAGUAAUUAUCAACUCGGAGAGAGCCGGACAGAGAUUAGUGAUCUCCUGCAGCUGGAGUAAACAGAGAAACUAAUCACAGGAGCGGAGGUGCCCAAGAAAUCUGUAGUGUUACACAAGAUGAAGGUUUUAAAGGUGCGGUGAAGGAUGAAAGUCAAGAGAGGAAGUCAAGGAGAACAAGACUGAAGUCAGUGUGACUCAAUAUCAUUUCUACACUGACAGUAGAAAUCAUGAAGGAGACUUAUUAGCAGAGUGAAGACUGUUUCUGACUGAAAAGUUGAAUUAUUUCACGGCUACAAUGUGACUCAGUGUUUCUGCAGACUUUAAAGCUUGUUUCAAAGCUACUACUGCAACUAAAUACAUUAUUUUUCCUCUGCUAUAGAGAGAAAACGGCAUUUAUUAGUAGCCUAGAACCGACAGCACUGUAUAGAUUAUGAGGCUUUUUUGCUGCCUUUUGAUAUGUUUUUUUAACAUACAGUGGUGGAAAAAUGUUUUCAAACACUUUUAAAAUUCUACACAAUCUCAAAUAUUAUCAUAAAAUAUUUGUGGAAAAGUCUUUUUUGUGUUUCAAAAGGUGUGGCUGCAUUAGACAGACACAAAGACAGAUGAUGUUUUUUUGCUGGUAGCUUACAAGAAAAACUAACAAAACUAAAUUCUUGACAGUUUCAGGAUGUCAAUACUCAACAUUGUUGGCAUCAAAGUCAACAAAUAACAGAAUUUGUUCAAAACUGAACAAAAACAUACACAAACCAUCACAUCAUCAAACUAGAUGAGCCCUCAGUCGAGGGCAGAACCAUGCCCUCUGCUGGCGAAAACCCUGUCCUCCCUAUAUAACUGAUGCAAUAUGUAUCAAUUUUGAUCAUCCUACGUAUCUCUCUCCCUACUUGAUCUGCUGACCUGUAACUCCACAACUGAGCAGGGGACCUUAGACUGAUCUUCAGUGCCAAGUUUGAUUAUCCUGACUUCAGCGGUUGCAGAGAUAUCGGACCGGACAUAGCCACAUACAUACAUACAUACAUACUUACCCAGCCAGAUACUGCACUGAAUGCAAUAACCCCGCUGACGUACCCAUCGGGCAUGGUUAAUUAAUAUUUAGUAGUCCUGCCAUUAGCACACAGUAGAGCUCUAAUCCUCUCUGCCAUGUUCCCCACCAGCCUUCCACACUGUUGAGGGCUAAUCUCGUCUCAUUCCUCUUGAAUUACAGCUUUUAAUUCUUCUAAAUUCUUUGGUUUACACUUUGAAACAGACCUUUUGAUAAUCCACCACAGAUUUUCAUUGGGACUGAUGGCCGGGAAUUUGACUGAACAAUGCACGUACAAAAGGGAGCAUGUGGGUUUGGAGAACAGCAUGAUACUUGGCAGAGUUCAAUGUGAGAUGAGCAACACCUGCAGCACUCAUGCAUCCCCAAACCAUGAUACCGCCUCCACCAUGCUUAACAGUAGGUCAUGUACAUGGAGAUGAUGCUUCUCCUGGCCUUCUGGUACCCUCACAUUAGCAGGAGGAAGAUAAAGCUGGAAACUGGACUCAUCUGGUCACAGAAUCUUCUUCUAGUUCCUGGAUGUCCAGUUCUUGUUUGCUUGGGCCCAACAACGUCGGGCUAACCUCUGUCUCUCAUUGAACAGGGGCUUCUUGACAGCCUUGUAGGACCUUAAGCCAUGAUCUAAAAGUCGGCCAUGAACACUGGACACCAGUUUGGUUUGACCACUGCUGCUGAAGCUCCUGUGGUGUCAUUCAGUGGUUUUCCUGCACAUAUGGAUCAGGAUGUGGUCAUUUCUUGCUGAAGAAAACCUUAGACGCCCAGAUCUGGGUUCAUCUUCCAAGCGGUUGGUAUAUCCAACUACUGAAAGAUUGCAUCUGCACUUCCUGGUUAUCUGGCGGCAGCUUUACCCUUCCUGGCUGAGAAUCUGGAUCUUCAGGCAUGUUUCCUUCGUUAGGUUCCUUGUUUUAGCCAUUUCUGUCUCUGAAGAACUUUGAAAUGUGCUGGCUUUAUAGAGACAUGAAGCACGGCAGCAAAAACUGAGUUUUUUAAUGGAAAGCACGAACUUCAUUAGUGGAUCACUGGUACCAAAAUGACUCAUUACUCAAAAUUUCUGAUGUAUUUUUAUGGAACCAAUCAAUUUUAAGUUUUUAAUAGCUUCUUUUGGGAUGUGUUUAGUAGUUUGGCUGCGAUUGUACUGAAAGAAAUUGCUCUUGAAGACCUAAGAGUGAUUCUUAAUGUAAUUUUUCACAAAAGCAUGGGGUGUCUGAAAACUUUUUUCACCACUGUACGAGGAAAAAUGAAGGUAUUUCCAGUGUUUUUACAACCCUGCACUAAAUGCACACACGUUAAACUCAACUUCUUACUCACACAAACACACUAUGAUCAUUCAUCACUAAUUUAUAUGCAUCUGUAAGAGUAUUUAAAGGUUCCCUUCUCCUUUUAGUGUGAGAUGCUGUUUUUAUUCAGUGUUUGUGAGGCUCAGAGGACAUCAGAGCUUUAAUUUUUUUUAAUGAAAAACUGACAUGAAGUCUGGUCAUGUGGCGAAAUGGAGCACAGCUUGAUUUAAAAUUUAUCUCCUGCCCUUUUUAAUGAGGACAGAUUUUUGCUAAAUGUCCUUGUGUGAGAGCAUGAAAGAGAAGAUAAUAAAGUUUCAACUCAU